This is a messenger RNA of Dothidotthia symphoricarpi CBS 119687, 1241 nucleotides long. Its product is annotated as GINS complex, Sld5 component. Gene Ontology annotation, cellular component: GINS complex. NCBI's taxonomy places the organism in Eukaryota, Fungi, Ascomycota, Dothideomycetes, Pleosporales, Dothidotthiaceae. Gene Ontology annotation, biological process: DNA-templated DNA replication; double-strand break repair via break-induced replication. The record is from RefSeq and is a predicted model, not a curated record. The transcript is spliced from 3 exons. Bases 293 to 961 code for a protein of 222 amino acids.
CCAACGCGACGCGUUGCGCUAACGUCGGCUAGCUGCCGAUCGACCGGACCCCCACCCUGCAUCCUGCACGCCAGACACGUCCUUGCAUGCAUGCGUCAAACGUCGAAACGACGAACUGCACCCAGCGGCUCAGCCCGAAACAUGCCGCAGCUCUGAACUCUUUGUUAGGACGUCUCGCCUUUAUCUUUCCCUGUUUCGCAUCCACUUUCACAGUCGUUGCUCACGACUUGCCGAUCCUGGGUUCGCUAGGGUAUCCUCAGGUGUCGCUGGGUUCCCUGGGGCUCGCCAUACGAUGGAUAUCGACGAUCUCCUCGCUGAAGUGGCUGUCGACGGGACGCCGCAGGAGACACGUGACUUGCAGGAGUUAACGAGGUGUUGGGUAGCGGAGCGCGUAGCGCCUGAGCUUCUGCCAUGGCCGAGCGAGCUUAUGGAGAGGGUGUUGGACAGGAUACGGAGGCAGAUUGAACUCGUCGAAGACCAAACGGGGAAUAUGGAUCCAAAGACGAAUUUCAAGUUGAUUGUCAUUCAGACCGAGGUGGAGCGGUUCAAGUUUCUGGUUAGAAGUUUCUUGAGAGCAAGAAUAAAGAAGAUCGAUGCCCACCCCCUCCACACUCUCAAUCUCCACACAGCCUCCAUCGACACCUUCCAACCCUUGCUCUCGCCAUCCGAACACCAAUACCUCACCUCCCACCAGUCCCUCCUCUCAACACACUACUCAACCUCCUUCCUCAGCCAGUUCCCUGCCUCGCUACAGCGGUUAGACGAUACGACUGGAGGGAUUAGUAUGGUGGACAAGCCGGACGAGGACAAAGCGGUUUUCGUGAGGGUGUUGAGAGACGUGGGAGAAGUCUGGGUGGACGGGACAGAGAAGAGAUUCCAGAUGAAGAGGGGGGAUGUUUGGGUUGUGAGGUGGAGUGCCAUCAGACAGUGGGUGGGGACGGGGGACUGCGAGUUGAUAUAGAAGUCAGGAGAGGGAUGUCGUUAUGGAUAGAAUUGGCAUAUCCUGAGGACAAGAUAGGAAGAUAUGAAUUCAUUUAUGGAUUGAUGGGGAAUGAGACUGCUUUCGUUGGGGUGAUGUCAGGCUCCUCAGAGGAAAAGGUGCUCAUGUGUUUGGUGUGUGAGCGGGCUACUCUUUCAGUAGCACGCUUUACUACGUCAAUGACCGAAUCAACGUCUGAUAUACAAGAGAUUACUGGGCAAGUACCCUUCCUUGUCGUAUGUCUAUUUCUGAAUCGUCUUUG